UAUGGGUGCGUUCGAAAUCGAGGCGUCGGGUCCACAAUCCAGGACGCGAGCCCCUUUAUUUGACCUGUGAUAGCGCACUAUAAUGACGUCAUAUUUAGGGCGGUAGUGCGCGGAUUGCGACGAACCCUAACAACCCCGGUCUCUUUCUAUCUCCUCUAGAAACGACUAGGCGUUCGAUGAAAAGAAACCGAAAUGGAUCCGAACAAGCCACCGUACCUGCCGAGACCCCCUGGUGUUCCAGACGUUCCAGUGGCACGGGGUCGAGGGUUACACGCAGACGAAUCCUUAUUGGGACGAGCCAGAGGUUUGGGUGUAUCAGCAGACGAGCCCUCCGUCGGGCGAGCGCGUGGUCUGGCUGUAGUUUUAGAAAAACCCUGGGUAGGGCGAGCUCGAGGCCUGGCUCGAAUCGUAGACGAGCCCUCUGUAGGGCGAGCUCGUGGUUUGGCUGUAGUUUUAGAAGAACCCUGGGUAGGGCGAGCUCGGGGCCUGGCUCGAAUCGCAGACGAGCCCUCUGUCGGGCGAGCUCGUGGUUUGGCUCAAAUCGCAGACGAGCCCUCUGUAGGGCGAGCUCGUGGUUUGGCUGUAGCUUUAGAAGAACCCUGGGUAGCUCUGGCUGGGACAGGUAGAGGUCUGGCAUCCACCGCUUUAGACACCCCGUUGUUUCCUUAUGGCCGGGGAAGCCCAGGGUUAGGCAGUUACAAACCUCUUAGUGUUGCACAGGGAAUGGAGGAGGAGGAGGGUGGCAGGAUUGGCAGAGCCAGAGGGCUUCUUCACACGUCUCAGGAACCUGUGGUGGGAAAAGGAAGGAGCACGGCACUGUUUCUGAAAGAGUCUGAGCCUCUGGGUAAAAGCGAACAUGUGGACACAUCUGAGGUUAUUCCCUGCUUGCAGGAGGAAGAGCCACCCAAAGUUCAGGCUCAUGUUCCAGGUCCAGGGUCGUCCCUGCUGUCCAUGUUCAGAGGAAUGGGCAUCGAACAGGGAAGAACGUGGGGCAGAGGAGCCGCGACUUUGGGACGAGGCGCAGUAGGCGAACGCAAAGGCGUUCAGUCCGUCGUGCCUCCUGUUGUAUCUGCAGCUUUCGAAGCAGGAGACGCACACUACUACACUGGCGGUUUUGCAGGGAGAGGACUGAGCGGAGUCGGAAAAGCUGUCGGUUUUCCAGUGGGUCGAGGUUCCGGUGCUCCACUGAUCCCGAAAGAGAUCCCCGUGACCCCAGCAGUCCGCCCUCCGAAAGCAGAGCUGAAGAUGGAAGCGGGCGGCAAGCCGUUACAGAAAGUCGGAACGAUGGGGCAUCCGGUCUCCAUCGCCUCCAACUACGUGCCCAUCCGGUGCAGGAACGCAGCCGUGUUUCAGUAUCACGUCGUGUUCACGCCAAAUGUGGAGUCCAUCAGCAUGCGCUUCGGGAUGAUGAAAGAUCAUCGUUCAACUACAGGAGACAUAGUGGCCUUCGAUGGUUCCAUCCUUUAUCUGCCAAAACGCCUAGAGGAGGUCGUUCAUCUGAAAGCGGAGCGGAAAACCGACAAUCAGGAAAUCGAUAUUAAAAUCCAGAUGACGAAGAUCCUGCCUCCACACUCCGAUCUGUGUAUCCCGUUCUACAACGUGGUCCUGCGCAGAGUGAUGAAGAUUUUGGGGCUGAAUCUGAUAGGCCGGAAUCACUAUGAUCCCAGAAGUGCGGUUGUUCUCAGCAAGCACAGGCUGCAGGUGUGGCCAGGUUACUCCACCGCUAUAAAACACACGGAUGGAGGUUUGUACCUGGCCGUGGACAUUUCACACAAAGUGCUGAGAAACGAUUCAGUCCUGGACGUCAUGAACGAGAUCUACCAGCAGAGUCGAGAAAGCUUCAAAGACGAGUGCACCAAAGAGUUAAUCGGCUCCAUAGUCAUCACUCGCUACAACAACCGAACCUACCGCAUCGACGACAUCGAGUGGGACAAGUCACCCAAACACUCCUUCACCAUGGCGGACGGCUCCGAGACCACGUUCAUCGACUACUACAGAAAAAACUACGGCAUCACCGUGAAAGAACUGGAUCAGCCCUUGUUGGUCCAUCGGCCGAAGGAAAGGUCCAAACCCGGGGGAAAGCAGGUUAUAACGGGGGAGAUCCUGAUCCUGCCCGAGCUCUCCUUCAUGACUGGCAUCCCAGAGAAAAUGAAGAAAGACUUCAGGGCGAUGAAGGAUCUGACGAUGCACAUUAAUGUGAGCGUGGAGCAGCACACACACUCGCUAAAGCAGCUGCUACACAACAUCAGCACCAGUCAGGAGGCAGUGAAAGAACUGUCACGCUGGGGCCUCGAGAUCAGCUCCGAUAUACUGGUGACUCAGGGAAGAACUUUGCCCAUGGAGACCAUUUGUCUGCAGUCUGCCACUUUCGUCACGUCUCCGACGGUCGAUUGGUCGAGAGAGGUGGUCAGAGACUCGUCCAUCAGCUGUAUCCCUCUGGACCGCUGGGUGGUUUUUUACCCUCGUAGGGCUGCGGAUCAGGCAGAGGAGCUGGUGUCCACGUUCGGGAAGGUGGCCGGGCCGAUGGGGCUCAGGCUGGCCCGUCCGGUCUGCGUCGAGCUCCGUGACGAUCGCACCGAGACCUACAUAAAGACCAUCCAAUCCCAGCUGAGCAGCGAGCCCAACGUGCAGCUGGUGGUUUGCAUCGUGACCGGAAACAGAGACGACCUGUACAGCGCUAUUAAAAAGCUCUGCUGCGUUCAGAGUCCGUGUCCCUCGCAGGUGAUCAACGUCCGCACGAUCUCGCAGCCGCAGAAACUCCGCAGCAUCGCGCAGAAGAUCCUGCUGCAGAUGAACUGCAAACUGGGAGGAGAGCUUUGGACGGUCCACGUUCCUCUGAAACACUUAAUGGUGAUCGGCGUGGACGUCCAUCACGACACCAGCAAGAAAACCCAGUCCGUGAUGGGAUUUGUGGCGAGUCUGAACAGCCUGAUGACCAAGUGGUAUUCCAGAGUCACAUUCCAGAUGCCCAACGAGGAGAUCAUUAACGGCUUCCGAGUGUGCCUUCUGGCCGCCCUGCAGAAAUAUUACGAGGUGAACCACAGCUUCCCAGAGAAGAUCGUAAUCUACCGUGACGGAGUUUCAGACGGUCAGCUCAAGACGGUGGAGCUUUACGAGAUCCCGCAGAUCCUCAAAUGCUUCGAGACGUUUCCCAACUACGAGCCGAAGCUGGUCUUCAUCGUCGUGCAGAAGAGGAUCAACACGACCCUGUACGCAUUCGGAGGCAAUCGAUUCGGAACACCUCCACCAGGAACCGUGCUCGAUCACACCGUCACAAACGGAGAGUGGGUGGAUUUCUUCCUCAUGGCUCACUCGAUUCGUCAAGGCUGUGGCUUCCCUACGCACUACAUAUCCAUAUACAACACGGCAAACCUCACACCAGACCACCUCCAGAGGUUGACCUUUAAGAUGUGCCACUUGUACUGGAAUUGGCCCGGGACGAUCCGUGUGCCGGCCCCGUGCAAGUACGCGCACAAACUGGCCUACCUGUCGGCACAGUUCCUCCACUCCGAACCCGCCAUCCAGCUCUGCGACAAACUCUACUUCCUGUGAGGAUUUUCAUUACUUGUGUUGUUUUUGUUGUUGUUGGUUUUUUUUUUUGUUUUUUAGUUUUAAAGCUCUAAACAAGUUGUGUUCAUAUUAACAGUUUUCUUUUCAGAUAUGUUUGCGUUCAUGUUAUGCAGGUUUGAAAUAAAACCCUGAGUUUGCACCCUU
This is a messenger RNA of Ictalurus furcatus (blue catfish), 3714 nucleotides long. It is a transcript of the gene piwil2, whose product is annotated as piwi-like RNA-mediated gene silencing 2. The transcript has 23 exons. The record is from RefSeq and is a predicted model, not a curated record. Gene Ontology annotation, molecular function: protein binding; piRNA binding. The coding region runs from base 193 to 3552 and encodes 1119 amino acids. Gene Ontology annotation, biological process: regulatory ncRNA-mediated gene silencing. Lineage: Eukaryota; Metazoa; Chordata; Actinopteri; Siluriformes; Ictaluridae. Gene Ontology annotation, cellular component: P granule.